CGUUGGGGAGAGCCGUCUCCGCCCUCGCCCCCGAGCUGCGAGGCUGCAGGACUGGUGCCGCAGUCGCCGCCUCGGCUACCGCGCAGCUGCCGGUCCACCUCCGCCACCGCUUAGCCGUGUUCGGAGACCGGCCGAGGAGGCUGCCGCCGCCGCCGGGAGACCGCAGCCCGCGCCCCGAGCCCGCCGCCGUCGCCCUCUUAGGGCGCCCCAGGCCGCGCCAUGGUGAAGGUGACGUUCAAUUCGGCUCUGGCCCAGAAGGAGGCCAAGAAGGACGAGGCCAAGAGCGGCGAGGAGGCGCUCAUCAUCCCUCCGGACGCCGUUGCCGUGGACUGCAAGGACCCAGAUGAAGUGGUUCCAGUUGGCCAAAGAAGAGCUUGGUGUUGGUGCAUGUGCUUUGGACUGGCGUUUAUGCUCGCGGGUGUCAUUCUAGGGGGAGCAUACCUGUACAAAUAUUUUGCACUUCAACCAGAUGACGUCUACUACUGUGGAAUAAAGUACAUCAAAGAUGAUGUCAUCUUAAAUGAGCCUUCUGCAGACGCCCCAGCCGCUCGCUACCAGACCAUUGAGGAAAAUAUCAAGAUCUUUGAGGAAGAUGAGGUUGAAUUCAUCAGCGUGCCUGUCCCAGAGUUUGCAGAUAGUGACCCUGCCAAUAUUGUUCAUGACUUUAACAAGAAACUCACCGCCUAUUUGGAUCUUAACCUGGAUAAGUGCUAUGUGAUUCCUCUGAACACUUCCAUUGUCAUGCCACCCAAAAACCUAUUGGAGUUACUUAUUAACAUAAAGGCUGGGACCUACUUGCCUCAGUCAUAUCUGAUUCAUGAACACAUGGUCAUCACUGAUCGCAUUGAAAACAUUGACCACCUGGGUUUCUAUAUUUAUCGACUGUGCCAUGACAAGGAAACGUACAAACUGCAACGCAGAGAAACCAUUAAAGGUAUUCAGAAACGUGAAGCCAGCAUCUGUGCUACGAUUCGGCAUUUUGAGAACAGAUUCGCCGUGGAAACUUUAAUUUGCUCUUGAACAGUCAAGAAAAACAUAAUGGAGAGAAAUUUAAUACCACAGCAUAACCCCACCCUUUGUAUUUUGUGCAGUGAUUAUUUUUUAAAAAAUCUUCUUUCAUGUAAGUAGCCCAUAGGGCUUCACGAUUUUUUCAUCUCAUUAACUCAAUUAAAACCAUUAUCUUUAAAAAUCUUUUUUUCUUUCCAAGUGUGGUGUCUUUUAUCUUGAAUUAGUUAUAUGAAGUCAUAGGUAAUAGUACAUUUCAUCAUAGAGCUUAGGUAUUAGGAAGUGUUUAGAUUUCAUUAAUCCAUGUACCCAAAUUUUUGUGUUUUAAUUAUGCAUUUUCAAGAAGAGAGGUUCUCUAAUAAUCACAUAGAUGCAUACGUCAAAUGGACCACAGGGACUUCCUUGUAGCUGUUGCCCUGCUACUUGGUUUGUUAGAGCAUUUUAGCACACAUUUUAAUUUUCUCCUCUACUUAAAAUGUGUAGUAUUUUCAGUGUCAUAUUUCACUAUUUAGAGUAUGAUUUCCACCUCGAUGUUUUAAUAUUCUAGGCAUCUGGUGUAAUGAUAUUUUAGAAACUGUUUGGAAUUUAAGGAAUAACUUGUAUUACUAAUUUGUAUAAUCUCUACCUGUGCAAUGGAAUAUAAAUAUCACAAAGUUGUUUGACUAAAGGACUGUGUGUUGUUUUUCCCAUAUAAUAAAACCAAAGAGUAAUUUGGUCCUUCA
This is a messenger RNA of Odocoileus virginianus texanus, 1727 nucleotides long. NCBI's taxonomy places the organism in Eukaryota, Metazoa, Chordata, Mammalia, Artiodactyla, Cervidae. The record is from RefSeq and is a predicted model, not a curated record.